Molecule: messenger RNA, 2379 nt
Organism: Fragaria vesca subsp. vesca
Lineage: Eukaryota; Viridiplantae; Streptophyta; Magnoliopsida; Rosales; Rosaceae
Product: pentatricopeptide repeat-containing protein At1g05670, mitochondrial-like
Exons: 1
Coding region: 1-2241 (746 amino acids)
Molecular function (GO): protein binding
Source: RefSeq, a predicted model, not a curated record
AUGAAGAGGUGCACCGUCUUCUCAGACUAUUGUUGUCAGAUUUUUGGUUAUCGCGCCCGGUUAAAUGGUUUGAAUGGUUCAGUGUUCUUGUUUAGAAGUGUUAGCAAUAUGUUGUCAUCUGGCUCGACAGAUAUGAGGCCUUUUCCUGACUACUCCCCCAAGAGACCAACCAUCAAGGAUGCUGAACUUGUCCAUGGCAUCUCCACCACAAUAAAGUUGCGCAGAUUUGAGCCCUUGCGCAGGAUUCUGAAGCAUUAUGAAUCUAAGUUCAGGUCUGACCAUCUAAUUUGGGUGCUCAUGAAUAUCAAGAGUGACUAUAAGCUGGUUUUGGAUUUGUUUGAUUGGGCAUGCUUACGUAGGGAUCCAACUCUGGAAGCUCGUUGCAUUGUUGUGCACAUUGCUGCAGCAUCAAAUGAUCUUAAAACAGCUCAUGGGCUAAUCCGUGAUUUUUGGGCAAAACCCAAGUUAGAUGUCAGUCUUUCAUGCACUCACUUCAGUGACCGGUUGAUAUACACUUACAAGGACUGGGGUUCAGAACCCCAUGUGUUUGAUGUUUUCUUCCAGGUCCUUGUUGAACUUGGAAUCCUCAACGAAGCAAGAAAACUUUUUGAUAAGCUGUUAAGUUAUGGAUUGGUUAUCUCAGUUGAUUCCUGUAAUUUCUUUCUUUCUCGUUUAGCAAGCAGCUCUGAUGGAAUUGAGAUGGCAAUAAAGUUUUUCAAUGAAUAUCUUGAAGUGGGUGUUCAUUGGAACACAUCAUCAUAUAAUAUUAUCAUUCAUUCCCUCUGUCGAUUAGAGAAGAUAAAAGAAGCCCACCAGUUACUACUGCUAAUGGAGUUGAAGGGUUGUUUGCCUGAUGUUGUAAGUUAUAGUACUUUAAUCAGCCGAUAUUGUCAUGUUGGAGAACUACAGCAUGUGUUGAAACUCAUAGAAGAGAUGAAUAGUAAGGGAUUGAAAACAAAUUCCUAUACCUAUAACAGCAUAAUACUUCUUCUCUGCAAGACUGGAAAACUAUCUGAAGCGGAAAUGAUAUUGAGGGAAAUGCUGGUUCUGGGAGUACUUCCUGAUUAUGUCAUCUACACAACUCUAAUUGAUGGUUUCUGUAAGUCUGGGAAUGUUCCAGCUGCUUGGAGGCUGUUCGAUGAAAUGCGGGUUAGGAAAGUUAUCCCAGAUUUUAUAACCUAUACUGCUAUCAUUCAUGGAUUCUGUCAAACAGGGAAGAUGAUGGAUGCAGAUAAGCUCUUUCACGAAAUGGUUAGUAAAGGGUUGGAACCAGAUGAAGUUACUUAUACAUCACUUAUUGAUGGUUAUUGCAAAGCAGGUCAGAUGAAAGAGGCCUUUUCUCUUCACAACCAGAUGGUUAGUAUGGGGCUGAGACCAAAUGUUGUCACCUAUACUGCACUGGCUGAUGGUCUUUGUAAACGAGGGGAAGUAGAUAUAGCAAACGAACUUCUUCAUGAGGUGUGCAGGAAAGGCCUUCAACUUAAUGUCUGCACAUACAAUACGAUUGUUAACGGUCUCUGUAAAAUGGGAGAUAUAGGGCAAGCAGAAGAAUUGAUGAAACAAAUGGAGGUUGCAGGACCCCAUCCUGAUACUAUUACUUAUACGACUCUCAUGGAUGCAUACUGUAAGACAGGGCAGAUGGCUAAGGCUCACAAGGUCCUUCGUGAGAUGCUGGAUAAAGGGCUUCAACCUACAGUUGUUACAUUUAAUGUACUGAUGAAUGGGUUUUGCAUGUCAGGAAUGCUAGAAGAUGGUGAGAAGUUACUUAAAUGGAUGUUAGAUAAAGGUAUUGCGCCUAAUGCCACCACCUACAAUUCUCUAAUGAAGCAGUACUGCAUUAGAAAUAACAUGCGUGCUACGACUGAGAUGUUAAAGGGCAUGUCUGCUAGUGGAGUGAUGCCUGAUAACAACACGUAUAACAUUUUAAUAAAAGGGCAUUGCAAACAAAGGAAUAUGAAGGAAGCAUGGUUUUUGCACAAAGAAAUGGCAGGGAAGGGAUUUAUUCUUACAGCUAGUUCCUACAUUGCACUUAUUAAUGGUUUUCUUAAGAGAAAGAAGUUUGUGGCGGCAAGAGAACUCUUUGAAGAGAUGAGAAGACAAGGGUUAGUAGCAAAUAGAGAAAUUUACAACAUCUUUGCUGAUAUGAACUAUGAAGAAGGAAACAUGGACAGUACUCUUGAGCUUUGUGAUGAAGUAAUAGAGAAUUGUCUUGGUGGCGAGUCCAAAUAUGAAGACACAUAGCUUGAAUGACAUUAUUUGGGAGAGAAGUUGCCACUCAUGGUUUGUGCUGACUCGCAUGUGGGUUGCUAUGGUGAUAUUUCCGAGUUCCAUGCCUUUUGAUCCAAGUGUCUUGCGCAGUUUUUCUGAAAUGAUGAGGAU